Molecule: messenger RNA, 1158 nt
Organism: Gongylonema pulchrum
Lineage: Eukaryota; Metazoa; Nematoda; Chromadorea; Rhabditida; Gongylonematidae
Source: the annotation of a GenBank genome assembly
AUGCAGAUCUCUACUCAUUUUUUAGAGCCUAUGGAAGCUGAAAUGUCAAGCAGUAAAUGCAUUUUGGGAUACGCUGAAAAUGCAGCAACAAGGAUUUUAACGGAAAUAUUGAAAAAAUACGAUCGAAAUCUGGUGCCAACAAUGAGAGGCGUCGAUGUUGAUAUUGAGCUUCUCAUUCAAAAGAUAUCAGAAAUUUCGGAAAUUCAUAGCAGCUCAAAAAUGGACAUAUUGUUCUCGCAAAUUUGGCAUGACCCUGGCUUAUCAUUUCAGGAUCUCGAAGGUGCGCAGUGUUUGCAAAAUUUAUCGCUCUCGCAUCGAAUGGUUGAGCAUUUAUGGAUACCAAAUGUAUGCAUUGUAAACAGCAAAGGAUCUUCAAUCCAUCAGUCCCCCACACCGAAUGUUUUCCUUGCCAUUCUUCCAAACGGGACAGUUUGGAUGAAUUACAGAAUUGUGGUGGAGGCACCAUGUGAAAUGGAUUUCACAAUUUUCCCAAUGGACCGCGUGGAAUGCAUGAUGGUUUUUGAAAGUUACUCGUUCAAUGUUGGCAAAGUCCGGCUACACUGGAAACGUCAUGGCGUUCCAGUGGAAGUGAUCGGGGAAACAAAUUUACCGGAUUUUCAUAUGACACAUUAUAUUCAUGAAAAAGCAACAUUCCAAUAUCCAGCCGGAGUUUGGGAUCAUUUGAAUAUAAAAUUGUAUUUUCGUCGUUCUUAUGGCUUUUAUUUAUUGCAAAUUUACUUGCCAACCUAUUGUAUGGUGCUUAUUUCCUGGAUUUCAUUUUGGCUGGACCGGCGAUCAUUACCUGCGCGGGUUACUGUCGGUGUUUCUUCACUGAUGGCCCUUACUCUGCAAUAUUCCAACGUUGCUAGGUCACUUCCAAAGGUAUCAUAUGUGAAAGGCUUGGAUUUGUUCAUGUUUGGUUGCGUUGGCUAUAUCUUUCUCUCAAUUGUUGAAUUGGCUAUAGUUGGGAUGUUGGAAAAGCCAAUGGAAACAAAAAACGAGCUGAAAGUAAUGGGCGCUUAUUCGUUUGGAAGUCGAAAUCGGCAUGUUAAGCGGUUUUUUGGAAAAGCUCGUCGGAGGAAGGUUUGCUUCAAACAGUCAUUUCAAAAUCCAUUUGUUAUUCAACUAUUUUUAUGCACGUUGCAUAACGAGUUAUGA